Messenger RNA from Tigriopus californicus, 626 nucleotides. RefSeq lists its product as uncharacterized. The record is from RefSeq and is a predicted model, not a curated record. Gene Ontology annotation, cellular component: nucleus. The transcript has 2 exons. Lineage: Eukaryota; Metazoa; Arthropoda; Copepoda; Harpacticoida; Harpacticidae. The coding region runs from base 15 to 482 and encodes 155 amino acids. Gene Ontology annotation, biological process: transcription initiation at RNA polymerase III promoter; transcription by RNA polymerase II.
GGGUUAGGAGGGUAAUGUUGGUAAACAAAGCCAGUUUUGGGAGACAGUCCGUAAUCAUGACUUCCACUGCGGCCUUGAAGCCGGCCAUCGACAAGGUCCUGGUUGAAAAGCGUGCUUUGAAAAUUGAAGAGAAGGCCCUGAAUGAGACCCUGGCCAAGCUCAAGGCUCAAUUGACCCAACUUCAAGUAGAAGCGCUCGAAAUACGGGCUCGGGCUCGGCAACAAAAACAAGAACCUGCAAGUGAAUAUAACUUGGACGAAAGGUUGCAUCAUCGUGGACAUAGCCGUUCAACUCGUCAAAGGGAUUUCUCAUCGGGUCCUACGUCGAGCACAGCCACGCAGAACCCGGAAAAUAUCAAUGAGCAAGAACUCGAAUUGGCCGUAGUCGAUCCGCAAGCCAUCUUACAAAAGAUGAUGGCGGGUCAAUUUGAAAUGGAGGACGAUUUCGAAGAAGAGGAGGAGGACGACGACGACGACCCGUGAUUGAGAUGCUAAAUACUCAACAAUGUUUUGUGGCUGUGAAUCUGUAUUUCAUAUUCUCAGAUGCAAGUUUUUGUCACUUUUGAGUGAAACUGGGCUGCCAUUUCUUCAGCUCGAGCAAUUAUACUUUCGGAAAUACCCGCUAAA